AUGGAAACUUUGUGGAAAUUUAAAACCACAGAAAAAUUUAACGUUCUUAAAGUUGCUACUUUAUUCAAUCAAACAGGGCUAAGGGUGAUUGUGGGAGGCGAAGAUGGAAUUAUCCGAAUUUAUGAUUUGUUUACAACAUCAGGUGAUGUCAAACCACAGGCAUUGCUUGAGACCAAAAGUGGUCCAAUUCAAAGCCUAGGUGUCCAUGACGUCACAAAAUUCUACGAUCAAGAUCUCAUUGUUGCUGAUUCUUGGGGAAUGCUGACAAUUUUCUGCAACCACCAAAUUAUUAGUCGACAAAAAUUAUCAGACAGUUCUCUUAAUCACUUACAAAUAUGCAGCGAUCAAUCUGGAAGCAAAUCAAUUGUGAGCAGUGACGAUUCAGGUCUUGUGUGCGGUAAUAAAGUAUCUGAAGAACUUUGGAAGAUUAAUCUCAACAACAGAACAACAAUCAAGGAACCAAGUGAGCAGAUUAUUGUGAAAAGUUUACUGAGUGUGGAUAUUUGCGAUCAAUUUAGCCAUACAUCUAAUUAUGUUCUUGUAGCAGACAACAGUGAACACCUUCACAUUUUGCAUGAGGGAUCCAUUAUAAAUGUAUUAAAAACUCCUGGAGUUGUGGUUGCUAUGUGUAAAGGUUGGUUUAUGAAUACAACAGCAAUUGGUUAUCAAGCACCAACCAACAGAGAAGGAGCUCCUGCUGCAAGCAUCCAAGAGAACACACAAGUUUUGCUAGGGACUGAAAGCGGGGCCAUUUACUUGCUGCAUAACUUUACGAUUUCUGCGGAUGAAUAUGCUCGUGUUCCUCAGAUUAUUGUCAGCUUAAAUCCCAUUCACUUACCAGAAUAUGAGACUGAUCUUGUCAUUUGUGCCGGAUAUUUUAAUUCAUUAGACGUCUUCCACGAAGGCAGGAAAAUUGGUAGUUUUCCUUCUCCUGAUUGGAUCAGCACAGUGGACACUGCAGACAUUGACGGUGAUGGUGUGACGGAGAUUGUUUUUGGCUGCAUGGACAACACGAUUCAAGCUGUUAAAAUAUCAGUCACGUGA
This is a messenger RNA of Acanthosepion pharaonis, 1044 nucleotides long. The record is from the annotation of a GenBank genome assembly. NCBI's taxonomy places the organism in Eukaryota, Metazoa, Mollusca, Cephalopoda, Sepiida, Sepiidae.